Messenger RNA from Durusdinium trenchii, 1020 nucleotides. NCBI's taxonomy places the organism in Eukaryota, Dinophyceae, Suessiales, Symbiodiniaceae. The record is from the annotation of a GenBank genome assembly.
AUGGUCUCUGGCUUCAUCUGCAAAGUUGUGGAGUACCCGGCUGACACCAUCAAGGUGCUGGAGCAGACUGGUGGGAGCCGCUUCUCUGGGCCCUUGGAUUGCUUUUCCAAGACCUUGGCCGAGUCCGGUUUCUUCUCACUCUACCGUGGCCUCUCUGCUCCCUUGCUGGGCUCCAUGGCGGAGUGCGCCAGCCUCUUCGUCUCCUACGGCUAUGUGAAGAAGUUCCUGGGCGUCGACGAGGAGGCGGCCACGUUGAGUGCUCCAGUGCCCUUCUGGAAGCUGGUGCUCGCUGGGGGUGGCAGUGGCUUCGCCUCCACCUGCGUGUUGACACCUGUGGAGCUCAUCAAGUGCAGACUGCAGGCACAGCUGAACCAGCCGACGACCAGCCAGAGCUACCGAGGACCCAUCGACUGCAUCCUGCGCACAGUGCGUGCGGAGGGCGUCACAGGCUUGUGGAGAGGGAACUUGAGCACAUUAGCGCGAGAGGUGCCAGGGAAUAUGGCCUGGUUUGGGGUCUAUGAAGCUGGCAUGAGACUGGUUCAGGAGGCUCAGCAGUUGGAAAAGAAGAAGGACGUCGCCCUCCAGUGGUCUGCCCUGUCGGGCUCCGCGGCGGGCGUGGCCUACUGGGCCCUGCCCUUCCCUGCUGACACCGUGAAGUCGAAGAUCCAGUCGACGGAUGCACGAUUCCAGAGCCAGUCUUUCAUCUCGGUCUUCAAGACCAUCCUCAAAGAGGAGGGCGUCAAAGGUCUCUACAAAGGUUGCGGGAUCACCUGCCUUCGUGCUAUCCCUUCCCACGCGUUGAUCUUCUACUUCUACGAGGUCUGGAUGGUUUGCCGGUCCCGGGGUCACUGGAAAGAUGGGGUUGGAAGAUGCGGUUGGUGGACCUGGAUCACUUGCCCGUGGUACAUCCCCAAAACCCCACCCAGCCGCUUUGGUGGGGCAGGUUUCCUGGGUCAACUGACCCGUGCAGGUUUCGUUGGCUGUCAGUGUCUUUCCCUACGAUUGUCACCCGGGUCUUGA